Molecule: messenger RNA, 1711 nt
Organism: Anopheles maculipalpis
Lineage: Eukaryota; Metazoa; Arthropoda; Insecta; Diptera; Culicidae
Gene: Atg14
Product: beclin 1-associated autophagy-related key regulator
Exons: 2
Coding region: 1-1674 (557 amino acids)
Biological process (GO): mitophagy; cellular response to starvation; autophagosome assembly
Cellular component (GO): extrinsic component of phagophore assembly site membrane; phosphatidylinositol 3-kinase complex, class III; autophagosome
Source: RefSeq, a predicted model, not a curated record
AUGGCAGUUUGCACUACCACCACCACUACCAGCAACCUAACGUCCGAUUCUGGUGGUGCUCCGGAAAACUUUCACAUAACCUACUCGCACGACGGUGACGCGGAUGACGAAGCGGUCGACGCCGUACACGAUGGUGACCUACUGUCCGCGUCCAGCUUCCAGAUCGGUGGGAUCGUUGGCGACAGUACCCAGCGCUGCCCAUUGUGUGGUGCCCACCGUCGUCAGUUUCACUGUAAAUCAUGCAUCCGCCACGGGGACUUUUUGCACACCGCAAGCGACAUUUACUGUCACCUUCCGGAACGGUUCGGCGAGAAGCAGCAGCGCUUAAGAAACCUGCGAACCGCAAAUGCAACGCUCGAAAGUAAGGGGAUGGUAAUGCUGGAAAAGCUACACCAGGCGGGCCGUUUGGCGGGUGAGAUUAAGCAGCGAUCGGACAAAGCGAACAUUAUUCGGAAAACGAUCGAGCUGAAGCGUAUUGCGAUUGAGGAGUUGCGAUUGAAACAGCGUCAUCUCGGUGACGCCAUCCGCAAGCUUCGCAUCACGUUGCCACGGUACGAUGAUAAGGUGAAGACGCUGAGCGAGUUUGUGGUCGGGAAGAUGGAGGAGAGUGAACAUCGGAAGGCGAAGCUGACGGCAGUGCAGGAACGUUUGCGUCAGUUAAAGCGCGAUCAGGUACAGCAACUCGUACGGAUCAUCUUCCCAAUCACGCAAACGAUCAUCAGCCGGUCCAGUCUGGCAGGGAGUAGCAGUACUGCUAGCAGUGGAAGUUCCGCCUGUGGGCCUGGUGGGCUAAACAACACACGCAGCACAAUCCACGAAAUAUCGGACGCAACCCGAACGGCGUACGUUCGUGGACAGUGGGUGUUGCAGGAUAGCUUUGGAGAGGUUCAGCAUGUCAUAAUUGCACCGGCCCUACCCGGCACCGGGAACUAUUCGGCCUACAACGAUUGGGCAACGGGUGAUGGUGGUGGUGGUGGUGGUGCUGUGAUAAAUGCCCCACCAACGGCAACAACGUCCACGAUGGAAGUAUCCUCAUCACCUGGAGCAGCAGUCGGUGGUAGGGUCGGAAGCCAUAAUCCGGCACACACCAUUGCAGCGGCCUUAACAUACACUGCGCAGCUAGUGGCACUGCUCGGCUACUAUCUGGACGUACGGUUACCGUACCGUGUGUCGUACGCGGACUUCUGUACGACCACGCUAUCUGAGGCGCAAUUCGCUCGGAAAGUGGCACGACUUAAUGCGGACAUUGUGUUCCUGUGUCACAGUCAGGGCUGUCGGCUAAAUGAUAUGAAUCCGACACAUACGCUCGAGAAUCUACUCGCACUGCUAAAAUCACCCGAUCUGGGACAUUGUGGAGCGACCGAUCGAAACAGCUGCCUGUCCGACUCGAUGGAACAGCUGCUAAUGCAGCACAUUGGCGAGGAUUCCGAUUCGGAAGAUGAAACUACACUUCACCAGGAAUGGGAAGCCGUACCGAGCAAUCUUUCCCCGGUGACGGUUGAACCAGCGUACCAACCGAUGGCACUGGCCCUUGACCAAAGGCGUACAACGCUCGGCCACACGGGAAUGCACUACCAUCAUCUGCAGCAGCCGACAGGGGCUGCCGCAACGAGCCUCAUGACCAGUGCCUUCGCUUCGGUCAGCUCGUUCUGGAAAGGUUGGACGGGGAAGUAAAAGAAUCUACAAAACUCAUCAUACAGACAGAGACCGA